UGACAGGUGUAUCAUAGGUAGUCGGGAACUCAGAAUGCUUAAUUGGACACCCUUUUGAAUGUAUUACCGAAGCUGUUCUAUUUGAUGAAAGAGACGCUCUGAGGUAAAACAGAAACUAGUGGGUCAGCCUGUCAUCAUGUGUCACGAGCCAAUCCAGGAAGUACCGAGCAGCUGAUGAUGUCAAGCUAAACAAUCCCGUUGAAGAUACGAGCAACAGAGAGAAACAAGUGUCUCCGUGCCUCACAGAAGAAGCCAGUCUGUUGGUGUCAACAGACUCUGUUAAAACGCGAAUGUUACCAAAAUGGAAAGAUCUAUCAGAAUCGUCGUGUUUUCGGUCAUUUUCUUGGCAUCGCAGAUAAACUGCCAAGAAGCCAUCUUGCACAUUUCAAAUGAAAACACACAGAGGGAGUACUGCCUCGUCCACAAUCACUCCUGGACCCCGCUGUCACAAACCCUUGAUGCUGCUGAGCAGUAUCCACUGGUGAACCUGACCUCCACUGUGCUGUGUAACUCAGGAAUCAGUCCUGAUGAGGUUAAGGACAAAGCGGUGGUGGUGAUGAGAGGGGACUGUGACUUCAGCCAGAAAGCUGUUGUUGCACAGAGCCUUGGUGCUAAAGCUUUGCUCAUUGCCAGCAACACUUCAUUGAUCACUCCAUCAGCCAAUGACUCUGAGUAUGCUAAAGUCCAGAUUUCUCUGGCUCUCAUGAGAUACAGGGACUUCCUGGAGGCACAGCAGGUCUGACGUAUUGGUGAAGGGAUGCAGGUGAAGCUUUAUGCUCCGCCAAACCCAAAAAUUGAUGCAAGCAUAGGUAUGCUACUAAUUUCCAUCGUCACCAUCGUCUUGGGUGGCUACUGGAGUGGGGCAUGUGAGAAGGAGCGACUGAGCAGUAGUUUUGCAGGGGGAGGAAGUGAUGAAAACAAAGCAGACAGUGGGGAGCUUUUCCUGUCUCCUCUCAAAGUGGUUUUCUUCGUGGCCCUGAUGUGUGGGAUGCUGGUCCUCAUGUACUUCUUCUACAACAUCCUUGUUUACGUCAUCAUUGCUAUCUUCUGCAUGGCAUCUGCCUCUGCACUGUUCAGCUGUGCAGACGCAGUGCUGGACCUGAUAGGCUGUGGCACAGUGAACUUCUCUGUCCGGAAUUGGACCUUCUCGGUGAGGUCUCUCAUUCUGGCUGCUGUAUGCAUCAGCAUAGCUGUGGUUUGGGGCGUCUACAGAAAUGAGGACAGAUGGAUCUGGAUCUUGCAGGAACUACUUGGCAUCGCUUUCUGCCUUAACUUCAUGAAGAAUUCACUGUCCAACUUCAAGAUCUGUGUGAUUCUCCUGAGCCUCCUGCUUGUGUAUGAUGUCUUCUUCGUCUUCAUCACUCCGUUCUUCACCAAAGAAGGUGUGAGCAUUAUGGUUCAGGUUGCACUUGGCCCCUGAUGCCUCCGGAGAGAAGGUAACAUGGUGGAAGUCCCUGCUGAACCCCAGACUCCCUCUGAGAAACUGCCAGUCGUAAUGCGUGUCCCACGGUUCUCAGCUUGGGCUCAGAACCUGUGUGGGAUGCAGUUCUCCAUUCUGGGAUACGGAGAUAUCAUUGUUCCAGGUCUCCUGGUGGCUUACUGCAGCAGGUUUGACGUGAUCAACAGCAGGAAGAAGAUCUACUUCUUGAGCUGUUGCACAGCCUAUCUGCUGGGAAUGAUCGUGACAUUUGCCGUGAUGCUGCUGUCAGGCAUGGGUCAGCCUGCACUACUCUACCUGGUGCCCUUUACACUGAUAACGUCUGCUUGUGGUGGCAGGGUGCAGGGGAGAGAUGAGAACAGUUCUGGACAGGAACUUUGUACGAGGUCUUGGACUCAUCCAGGAAACCUUUGCUGCCAGAGGGAAGAACUGAGUGCACCGUAGAGGGAGAAAAUUGCUGACCCAACUCCUGGAGGAUUUCUUUUUACAUUUUUAUAUUACAUCUCCAGAACAAGGGAACACGUGUAAUUAAUCAACAGAAACUUAAAAAACAGUAAUGGUUCAUUUCACAGCUGUGAAUACUUAGGAUGCAUACAGUAUAUAUUGUGUAGGUGGAACUGAUGUUUUAAGUGGUUGAAAGGCUUUUCUGGUGCCUAUAGGGCCGGUUAAGUUCAUGUUCAAAAUGUAAUGACUUUGCCUUGGUGAUUAUUGCAAAAAGCAAAUGAGAAAGCACUUUAUGAUAUUCAGCUUGACAGUUUCAUUGGGGCGGGUUUUGGGCUGGGGGGGGUUAAUCCCUUGUAGACACAGUCUGAUAGAUUUUUGAUAACUCUUCUGGGGUUUCUGUGUAACCUGUUUGUAAGAUGUGAUUUCUUUCAAUGCCUUAUAUUAAAAUCAACAACUUGUAUUUGA
Molecule: messenger RNA, 2347 nt
Organism: Notolabrus celidotus (New Zealand spotty)
Lineage: Eukaryota; Metazoa; Chordata; Actinopteri; Labriformes; Labridae
Gene: sppl2a
Biological process (GO): membrane protein proteolysis
Cellular component (GO): cytoplasmic side of endoplasmic reticulum membrane; Golgi-associated vesicle membrane; lysosomal membrane
Molecular function (GO): aspartic endopeptidase activity, intramembrane cleaving
Source: RefSeq, a predicted model, not a curated record